AUGAUUUUGGCUUCAUCACAUUUGAGACUGUUUUACGCCUUUGGGCUGCUGCUACUGUGGCCAGUGCAUUCGGCACUUGGGACUCCUGUACAGCAGCCGGAUAUUACAUGGCCGGAUGUCCGCGAUCUGAAGGUAAUACCCAAUCCUACAGGCUUUGCCGCUUUGCUAGUUCGAUGGCAAACACAAGCCCGAGAUUCAGUACGCAACUUUGAGGUCACUCUACGCUGUACCGAUUCUGACAGAGUUGAUAAAAAAUCCUCAACCACGGAGGCGGAAGUAUUAUAUUUCAACAAUCUGUGCCAUGGGAACUACGUACUGGAGACGUUCCUGCAGACUGCUUUCAACGGAAAGGGAAUGCGUGUCACACGGACGAUGUCUGAAUCUGGAAUGCAACCACCGACAAACGCCACAGCGACACUGUUUGUUAACCCCGACCGAACUGUCUCCCUGAAUAUCUCUUUCAUGCCUCCACCACUCGAAAGUGCACCUACCAGCGGCGUCGUCGUAGAAACUAUCACUCUGAUUGUCACUUCGGAAACCAACUCUCCGCCGGAAAUAUGCCGGAAAAUCCUCAAAAGAAACGAAAACUUUGCCGGUGCCAAACAGAACGCCGGUGUGAUGCAAGUGGGACUGCCGCCUGUCUUUAAACUUGGUGAGACAUACAAGCUGACAAUGUACACCAACGACGUUACGGAGAAGUCAUCGGAAGCGAAAAUCAUCAUGCCAACAUUCGAUCCGAGCAUCGCUUCGGCCAAAAUCAACUCCAUCUCCGCCACUACAAUUGAUCUUGAAUGGGGCGAGUCAAUCUUCCCUGUUGACGGUCUGCAGGGGUUUCUACUGCGCGGCAUCAGCGACAGUGGUGAAGUUACCGCGAAGGCAAUGGCGAACGAGCGGAAGGGUCGCCUGUCGAAUUUGAAGCCCUACACGAACUACACCACUUCAGUCGCCUCUCAAUACUCCGAUGACAAUAAUCCGGACCUGACCUUCCAUUUAGGCGUUGUGCAAACAUGGUCUGCAGCUCCUUCUCCCCCGACUCUCACAUCCGUCACUGCUUCGGGACCUGACUCUAUUACACUAGCCUGGGAGGCACCGGAGACUACCAACGGCAUUCUAGAGGAAUACGACGCGCAGUGUUACAGACCUGGUAGCGACUGGCCCUCGGGUAGCCAACGCGUGAAUGCCCAGACUCUCUCCACUGAGGUUACCCGUCUUGUCUCGAACACCUUAUAUGAGUGCGCCGUGAUUGCAUCUACAAAGCAGAUCAACUGGGGCCAAGGCGGCGGAAAGACCUCCUCAGCAAGAUCGUCCCCCAUACAGACAUGGCCAGGAACCGCUGAAGAAAUAAUUAUCAAGCAAGCUUCUGCAGUUGGACCAAACUCAUUGUUUAUGGAGUGGUGGAAACCAAACAACAUCUACGGAGACCUCGGCCACUACCGCGUUAAGUGCAGUCCGACUGGCCAAACAAACGGGGAGAAAGAGACUCAAGUACCAAGUGACACGCUCAGCGCA
Messenger RNA from Dibothriocephalus latus, 1509 nucleotides. Lineage: Eukaryota; Metazoa; Platyhelminthes; Cestoda; Diphyllobothriidea; Diphyllobothriidae. The record is from the annotation of a GenBank genome assembly.